Molecule: messenger RNA, 3159 nt
Organism: Misgurnus anguillicaudatus (oriental weatherfish)
Lineage: Eukaryota; Metazoa; Chordata; Actinopteri; Cypriniformes; Cobitidae
Gene: mtpap
Product: mitochondrial poly(A) polymerase
Biological process (GO): RNA 3'-end processing
Cellular component (GO): mitochondrion
Molecular function (GO): poly(A) RNA polymerase activity
Source: RefSeq, a predicted model, not a curated record
AUAGAAAAAAAAUGGCGUUUCCAACAAUAUGCUAUAAAUGUAAUAUAUGUGAUUGAAAGGAUUUAUUAAGAUUCAGGAGAAUUUGUUUGUGAGAUCUGAAGUAAGCUUAUCACUCGUGUUCCCCUGAAAAUAAAAACGCGACAUAGAUAUUUCCUCGCAGCCACCGUACAGUAAACGUUUGCGCAUGCGCCCUUUUCAAGUCAACAAUGGCGGCCUCCGUUGGUGUGUGUAGGUUACACAUGAGGGGCUCGGAGAAGCUUAUUAGAUGUUGUCUUGGAGUGUUACCUCAAUCAAAAAGAAGAUUGGCUACAACUACAUCACAUUUGAAAACACGAGCAGUGAAACAGACAGCGACAUCCGCAAAGGAGAUUAAAUCAUUCCAAGCAAUACAGGAAGAAAGAAGAGAACAGGCUGAAAGAUCGGUCUUAAUCAACUGUCCGGCUAAAAUAAACGAAAACAAGUUUUUGGAUGACCUGUCAAAACAUGGGCCAAUCAACAAGCAUUUCUUCUACAACAGCUAUGGAACAUAUGCUGUUGUUGAAUUCUCCAGCAGAGAGAGCAUCCUCUCAUUGAAAGAGCGAACUAACAUACCAGCUGUCCAACAUGAAGCGGCUGUACCAUUCAAAUCCCGAUUGCUUUCAGUCAAACAGACUGGGUCUGGGAGUAAUUCUGUGCCGAAUUUCAAGGAGCAUUCCCCACCAACCAUCAAUGACAUUAUUAAACUGCUCUCUGAACAGGACAGUAUAGAUGAGCAACUGCUGUGUCUGACAGAGGCUUUACAGCUUACAGAAGAGAACAUCAGCCUGCGAUUCUUGGUCUGCUCUCUUCUUAGAGACAUAGCGGCUGCAUAUUUCCCAGAAUGCAUUAUCAGGCCUUUUGGCUCCACUGUGAACAGCUUUGGAAAAUUGGGUUGUGACCUUGACAUGUUUCUGGACCUCGAUGGCAUCUAUGCACCAAGCCAAAAAUCGGGUUCAGGUGUCUCUCUGGAGUACCAGGUAAAGAGAGGGGCAUCAGAGCGGGUUGUCACCCAGAAUAUCCUCUCAGUCGUUGGGGAAUGUGUAGACAAGUUUGGCCCUGGAUGUGUUGGGGUCCAGAAAAUUCUCCAAGCUCGAUGUCCUCUUGUCCGCUUUGCUCACCAGCCCUCUGGCUUUCAGUGUGACCUCACUGCCAAUAACAGGGUGGCGAUGAAGAGUUCAGAGCUGCUGUUUCUGUACGGGACCCUGGACCCUCGUGUUCGGCAUCUGGUGUUCAGCGUGCGGUGCUGGGCUCGGGUUCAUGCCGUCACAAGCAGUAUUCCAGGACCAUGGAUCACCAACUUCUCUUUAACGGUCAUGGUGUUGUUCUUUCUACAGCAGAGGAGUCCUCCAAUACUGCCCACCCUGGACCAAUUGAAGGAACUGUCAGGAGCAUCAGAUAAGUGUGUCAUUGAAAGUAAUGACUGCACUAUUGUCAGUGACCUCAGCAAGAUUACGGUGCAAAAUAACACGGAUACAUUAGUGACACUGUUGCAGGAGUUCUUUGAGUUUUAUGGCAAUUUCCCCUUUAACAAGGCAUCAAUCAAUAUUAGGAAGGGAAAGGAUCAGAUCAAACCGGAAACAUCCGCUUUGCACAUCCAGAACCCAUUUGAAAGCGCUCUGAACGUUAGCAAGAACGUUAACGCAACACAGCUAGAACGUUUUGUGGCACUUUGUCGGGAAAGCGCGUGGCUUCUUCAGCAGAGGGAGGUUCUUAACCGAAGUUCUAGCCAAUCGGACGAAUCCGUCUCGCCGUGGGGAUUCGCCGCUCUUCUCCUUCCUUCAGUCACUGCAGGAGCAGGGGUGAAAAGUCGCAGGAAGCGAAAACUGGAACCAGCUAGCUCAAGGAUAAAAAACCUGUUAGACUCUCUAAAGAUCAAAGGUGCUGACGCCGCUGCUAAGAAGGGAAGUAACAAUCAUAGGAGGUGAUAUCCCUGACAAAUGUUUCUCACCUUGAGGAAGAGGGUAAAAUGGUUCGGCAAUGAAGAACUCAGUUUUUAAAGACCAAUAUGCUCAACAUGGGAACACGAGAUGUGUUUAUGUAUAUUUCUACAUUCAGAGUAAAUAAAUCCUGUGAUUAAGAUUCAAACUGUCACACGGUGUUAUGACAAGACAUGGUUUCCCUUUCUAAGAAACGUAUACUAAGCUCAUUCUCCGUGUUUUACAUGAAAGGGAAACUCUGUAGAUCACACGUCAUGAUAUGGCAUAUAGGAGGCAGAAGUCUACUGCAGUAUUUGACUUCUAAUGGAGCUUGAUGGUUGUUGUGCUGGUCUGAUAACAGCAGUCACUGCUGUCUCCGUUGCAGUGGAGCAUAAACGAUAAAUGGCUUUCAUAGAGCAGAAGCAAAGUUUUAAUUUAGUUAGAUCACACACAGACUCCAUCCUCUCAGCGUUGCCAUACCAACACUGUGGCCUAAUGACUGAAUGAGAUGUUAUGAAAGCAGCACAGGUCACUUCAGUGUGUGAUGGUGUAAUGAGAAGCACACAGUGAAUAAAAGUUUACUGUCAACCAGUGUACAUAAAUAUUCAAACUGUAACUGUUUGUUUUUUGUUUAAAGAUAUUGUGAAAUCACAAUGAAUGAGACCAUUUAUAUGAAGAUGUUCAGAUGCAAAACACUCUAAGUGCCUCUGACUUUUUUUGGUAAAUGAGCUUUUUUAUCAGACUUGUAAUGGAUUCUGCCAGGUAUUUCUAAAUGGCCUGAGGAUUUGAAGCAAAAAUAUUUGAUGAGUGUAUAUAAUAUGUGCUGAGAGCAUUUGGUUAAUAUCAUUAUCCAAUUUUUGACUUGGGUAGGAUCUAGAGACUUUUGCAUCUGAGCUCUUCAUACCUUUGUGUACUCCUAAAUGUUAAGGAAACUCUUUACUAACUUUUUCUUCAGAGCUAUAACACUGAUGACUCAUCAUGCACUAAACACAUUUUUGUCCAAUCAGAUGCUUUCUAUAAUGAUGAUGUCAUUCCUCCACAUGCCACUACAAAAAUGCAGCACGAAGUUUAAACAACUUGGUUUUGCAAGUCAAUUUAACCUACUAUUUAAAGUUUUGACUUGUGUAAAGUUGACAUAACUUAUUUGACAAAACUAAUUGAAAUUGUUUAACUUGAUUUGUUAAGUUAAAGUAACAUAAAAAUACAAAUAAAAAUGUUGAUAUCA